Hemiscyllium ocellatum (epaulette shark) is the source of this 7572-nucleotide messenger RNA. It is a transcript of the gene inppl1a, whose product is annotated as inositol polyphosphate phosphatase-like 1a. Gene Ontology annotation, molecular function: protein binding; phosphatase activity. Bases 119 to 4000 code for a protein of 1293 amino acids. Gene Ontology annotation, biological process: phosphatidylinositol dephosphorylation. The record is from RefSeq and is a predicted model, not a curated record. Lineage: Eukaryota; Metazoa; Chordata; Chondrichthyes; Orectolobiformes; Hemiscylliidae. The transcript has 28 exons.
CGGCCGUUGAGCUGAUUGUCCGCUCGGAGCGCGGCCGCCGCCAGUGAGUGUCCCGCCGGCUCCUGGCUUUGCUUCAGCCCCGCUCCGUCACACAGCGGGUGGUGGUGGUGGUGUGGAGAUGGCGGGCGCUGGUUCGAGCCCGGGCCCCGGCCCCGGCCCAGGUCCCGCGCUGUGGUAUCACCGGGACCUGAGCCGAGCGGCGGCCGAGGAGCUGCUGGCCCGAGCGGGCAGGGACGGCAGCUUCUUGGUGCGAGACAGCGAGAGUGUGAGCGGGGCCUAUGCCCUGUGUGUCCUGUAUCAGAAGCAUGUACAUACUUACAGGAUCUUACCCGAUGAAGAUGAUUUUCUGGCAGUACAGACUUCUCAAGGCGUGCAGGUGAGACGCUUCAAAACACUGACUGAACUUAUCACGUCCUACCUCCAGCCAAACCAGGGCCUGGUCAGUACACUGCUGUAUCCUGUAGAGAGGGAGGACAAGAAGGAGACAGCCGAGGACAAGGACUACUCAGAUGGUGAAGAUGAGAAGCCACCUUUACCCCCUCGCUCUGCUUCUACCAGUUUCAGUGGCAGUGCUGGCACUUGCCUUAGUCCGGUCGCGCAAGAUGGAGCAGCAGACAGUGCAACCAAUGGGAUGACUACCAUGUCUCACGAAUAUUUGAAAGCGAGCUAUGUCUUGGACCUGGAGGCUGUGAAAGCAGGUGCUACCAGCCUCCCACACCUCAACAAAGCAUUAGUGACGUCCUGCAAGAGGCUGAACAGUGAAGUUGAUAAAGUCCUGGCUGGCCUGGAAAUAUUAUCCAAGAUAUUUGACCAACAAAGUUCUCCAUUACUGACGCGGCUUAUCCAGCAGGCCAGCAGUCAGGGUGGCGAUCAGGAGUUGGAAAAUCUAGUUGUGAAGCUUUCUGUCCUGAAGGACCUCCUGUCGUCUAUGGAGCGCAAGGCAUUGAAAGCACUACAGGAGAUGAGUUCCUGCCCCAGCUUCACAUCGCAGUCUUCGAUGUUUUCUCACACAGCACCUCGCAAGGCGAAGAGUAUUCCAGUGCAAGCAUUUGAGGUGAAACUGGAUGUGAACCUGACUGAUUUAACAAAGAUUGGUAAAUCACAGAAAUAUUUACUCAGUGUGGAUGUGGAGGGAGGAAAGCUGGUGGUGCAGAAGAAAUCCAAGGAUCCACAGGAAGACUGGAAUACAUUUACACAUGAUAAGAUUCGGCAGUUGAUAAAAUCACAGCGCGUCCACAGCAAACUGGGAAUAGUAUUCGAGAAAGAGAAGGAUAAAACACAGAGAAAGGAUUUCAUCUUCGAAACUACAAGGAAACGAGAGGCAUUUUGCCAACUCUUACAACUUAUGAAGAACAAACAUUCCAAGCAGGAUGAGCCAGACAUGAUCUCUAUCUUCAUUGGCACCUGGAACAUGGGAAGUGCACCCCCUCCAAAAAUUUUGGCUUCCUGGCUGAUAUCCAAGGGACUUGGGAAAACUCUGGAUGAAACAACAGUCACUAUUCCACAUGACAUCUAUGUUAUCGGAACUCAGGAAAACUCUGUCGCAGACAAGGAGUGGGUGGACUUUGUACGGGCCAGUUUGAAAGACUGCACUGACUUGGACUUUAAACCGAUUGCAAUGCAGACACUUUGGAACAUUAAAAUUGUAGUCCUGGUUAAGCCGGAACAUGAGAACCGGAUCAGCCACAUCAGUACCUCAAGUGUGAAAACUGGAAUAGCCAAUACAUUGGGCAAUAAAGGAGCUGUUGGUGUUUCGUUUAUGUUUAAUGGAACAUCAUUUGGAUUUGUUAACUGUCACUUGACGUCUGGUAAUGAGAAAACUGCAAGACGAAAUCAGAAUUACCUGGAUAUCCUGCGGUUGCUUUCUCUCGGUGACAAGCAGUUGAGCUCCUUUGACAUCUCGUUACGAUUCACUCAUCUGUUUUGGUUUGGAGACCUCAAUUAUCGUCUGGACAUGGAGCUGCAGGACAUACUCAACUACAUUAACAGGAAAGAGUUUGAGCCGCUUCAUAAAGUUGACCAGCUGAACUUGGAGAAGGAGAAAAACAAAAUAUUUCUUCGAUUUUAUGAAGAGGAGAUCACAUUCCCUCCGACAUAUCGAUAUGAGCGAGGAUCCCGGGACGUAUACGUUUGUCACAAACAGAAGACUACUGGGGUCCGCACAAAUGUUCCAUCGUGGUGUGACAGAAUUUUGUGGAAAUCAUACCCCGAGACCCACAUCAUUUGUAAUUCAUAUGGCUGCACAGACGAUAUUGUGACAAGUGACCACUCGCCUGCCUUUGGCACUUUUGAAGUUGGUGUGACAUCACAGUUUGUAUCCAAAAAGGGUCUAUCCAAAACAUCUGACCAGGCUUACAUUGAUUUUGAGAAUAUAGAAGCCAUUGUGAAAACUGCGAGCAGGACUAAGUUCUUCAUUGAGUUCUACUCUACCUGUCUGGAAGAAUUCAAGAAAAGUUCAGAAAAUGAUACACAAAGCUGUGACAACAUCAACUUUCUGAAGGUUGGCUGGUCUUCAAGGCAACUCCCAACGCUGAAGCCAAUUCUGUCAGAUAUUGAAUAUCUUCAGGACCAGCACCUCCUCCUCACUGUCAAAUCGGUGGAUGGCUAUGAAUCCUAUGGGGAGUGCUGCAUUGCGCUGAAGUCAAUGAUUGGCAGUACUGCUCAACAAUUCCUGACAUCGUUAUCACACAGAGGAGAGGAGACUGGCAACAUUCGUGGAUCCAUGAAGGUUCGGGUCCCAGCAGAGAGGAUUGGAACUCGGGAGCGUCUUUAUGAAUGGAUUAGAGUCGACAAGGAUGAGACUGGAGCAACCAAAGGGAAGCCAGGAUGUCGAUUGAGCCAAGACUUCAAAGCAACCUCAAAGAAGCUGGCUUCUGCAGACAACGUGGGAAUUCAGCUUGGGAAACCACCAUGUGAAGAGGUGGAAAAACCCAGUUGUACUGCCAUGGGGCGUGCACCAAUUCCACUUCCUGGGGCAGCUGCUGACGACAGAUCAAAACAGCAAGAGAUUUACUCCGAUGCAGAUGCCCUGUGUUUGAAGAAUAGUUUCAACAAUCCAGCUUACUACAUCUUGGAGGGAGUGCCACAUCAGCAAGCUGCACUGCUGUCACCAGAGCACCAGGCUUCAGCCUUUCCCAAGAUAGGACAGAAAAGCAAAAACCAGGCAACACUCGGUUCACAAGAUAGGAAACGCAAUCAUUCGGGACGCCUUCCAUUAACCAGUGAGGAGGGAUCCCUAUCAGAUGAUGAGAAUUCGAACCAUAAUCGACCACCACCCGAUUACCCCCCUCCUCCUCUACCCAAGGCAGUGGAGUUGGAUAUGGUUGAUAAUCCUUUCUAUGCUUCCUCAAAGGAACUCCAGCGACCCAAAACAGGCUCAGCCAGGGAUGAACUGGACCCCAGGAACCCUGGUGCUAAGCACCGGACUCCCACUGAACCUUCAGAAGCCAAGGCCUCGCUUCCGCCAAAAGCACACCCUAAGCCGCAGCUGGUCUCCGGCACACCACACGUGGCCAGCCCCUUUCUGGCUGACCAAUGCAACACUCCCUACCAAGGCAUAGUCGAUGACCGAUCCUACUCUGCCCUUCAGAUGGCCAAGAGUCUCAGUGAGGUGGACUACCCAGCGGGCAAGAGUGAGCCUAUACCAAGAAAUCCUCCACUACCGGUGAAAGGCCAGCUUCCCCGAGGACUGCUCCCUGACUACAGCAGACCCACGUCUUUCCCUUCACGCUCCAUAAAGGAAAGCAUCGAAGAGGACAUGGCUGAAGAGUCAUCGUGUCAAGCGAGCAGCACCAGCUCCAGCCUGUCCCAUGACUCCAGUAUAGGUAACUGGUUACGUCGCCUAGGUUUGGAGAGGUAUGAAGAUGGGCUGAUCCAUAAUGGCUGGGAUGAUUUAGAGUUUCUGAGUGACAUAACCAAGGACGACUUGGAUGAGGCUGGAGUGACGGAUCCUGUUCACCAGAACAUUCUCCUGGAGAGUUUACAACAAGUUGGAAAAUAGUCUGUUGGGAUUUUGUUGUUUCCUUCAUUGUAAACAAAAAAAGUGCCUUAGGAAGACUUUUUCAAAAUGUUGAUAGACAGUAGCUCUGAAACUCGAGCAAUAUUGAAAAAAGGAAAAUAUAAACCCAACUGACCUGUCCAGAUGAGGAAGGUGCUUACUGUCCUUAGCAACAUUUGGAUGACAGAAUACAGAGGCUGCCACCUCUUCCUCACCCUUCUGUUCUUUCACUCCUGUCUCCACGCUGUUGAGUCUCUUCGUCCUUACAAGCAGUGCAGUGAGAUGCAUUUUGUUUCAUUCCAUGUGGAAGUAUUAAGUUAAAUCCGUUUCCAUCGUUUUCAUCACAGUAAAGAAAUGCAGUGGCAUGGAUCACUCAGAAACCAGCGGGUCCUGUUGAUAGGGCUUCUGUAGUUCUGGUUGAUUGAUGGGCAGUGCAGACUCCUUUCACUGUGCACUGUUUGCUUUGUUUUGAAGCACACCCUCUGGCUUAAAUUCCAUUGGGGUCACCUGCCCAGGAAAGGAGGGGGAAAUGUCAUCUUCAGGGAAUUGUCUUCAGAAAUUGUCUUCCUGUGCCUCAGAAAGCUCAUCAUUCCAUUCUGGGGUCAGGAGGGUGAGAUACUGCUGACCAUCCAUUGGUAUUGUAUCCAUGCUGGAAUUGAGGAAAGAAGGGUAAGGUGUGACAGUGUGUAUGCAGUAUGGAUAUCUGAGAAGUUAGGAUCUGAAUCCUAAGUGUUUCUGAAAACGGGACCAAUUUGUUCUGAUUCUAGUCAAAUGGAUCCCAUUCAAUAUUUUGCAGAGUGGUAGUGGGUGAGUGAAAGAGAGAGAGAAAGAGACUGGUCAAAGGGUGUAUGAGAAACUAAGUUAAGCAUGUGCAGCUGUUUCAGCUGUUUACUUUCAACACUAAAGGGAAAAUCAUCUCUGCCCUGCAGUGAGGACUGGUAGGAUGAAGUUCAGCUUCUACUCUGCCAGAGAUAGAAGGAAAUGUUCUUCUUCUUUUCAAAUUAUUUAUUUUCCCUUGUGAUUAUAUUCUCACCAUCCUGCAGAGGGAAUGAAGGAAAGCAGCAAUCUGUUCACGAGCUCAUAUUAAACAACCUGCAAGUGAUCACAUACACCUUCACACAGCAAGUAUCUUUGUGCAGCUGGUCAAAGGGGUUGCUAUAAACUGCUCCAGCAGUUUAUAGAAGCUCCAUCUCCUGUGACUAAAGCCAUAGUCUGGUGGGUGGGUGAGGAGGGAGGUAAAGAAGCCCAGGUCAGAUACGCUGGUUCCACUGGUGGGACUGGAUAUGUCUGUUGACUGGGUGAAGCAAGUUUGAAGGGUCUGAAUGGUGUUUGUGGAUUGUUCUUGAAGUUAAUUCCGUAAUAGUGUAGAAAUGACUCCUGUCUGUGCCACCACCACCACCAUCCCCAUUGCUGUGAGGUCAGUGGUGCAAAUCUGGGGAGUGACCACUCCCAGGAAUCUGUGUAAACCAGCUGCAGUCUCCAAACUCUGUGUAUUUCCUCUCAGACUGAGCCCAGCAGCGUUCCCUGCCCUGCAAGCUCCAGGUUUCUCCAGAAUGCUGGUAGGAAUCUGGAACUUGGCUAGAACUCAUUUGCAACCACUCCACGGUCUCGCAGCUGAGCUGUAGCUAAGGCAUCAUCUACAACUGCAAGUAGAGGGUAUGUUGUUUCUGGCCAUUGGGAUGAGUGAGCUUUCCCACAGGUAUUUCCUUGUACAUGUUUUGUUUGGUCUGCAUUUUCUUGAUGGACCUGAAACCUGGAACAGCUGGUUCUGUUUCAGUCUCCAGUUAUUUUUGCUUGCUGCAAGGUCCUAGUGUCCUGUCUAGACUCUAUACCGAUGUCAACCAAUCAAACAUCACCGCCUCCUUCAACAGGUAGUCUGCUCCACCUAUACCUCCAAACAUUCAGGCCUUAUUCCUAGACACCAAUCACCCAGUCUAGACUGGCUUCCUCAGUAUUAGUGUCGACAGUUCAACCUUUUGCAUAAGACACAAAGUACUGUCCGAGAGGUGCAAAAGAUCCCAUGGAAAUAAUAAAUGAUGAGCAAUUCAUGUCCUCGCCAGUAUUAACCAAAUCCUAAACUGGAUUCUGCUCGCCAUUUCCUCCUCAUUGUCUAUUGGACCUUGGAACACUGUUUCCAAUAUCAUAAUGACUGCACUUCCUGAUACCUCAUUGGCUAUAAGUACUUUGAGACACCCUGAAGUCACAAAAGGUUCUAUGGAAAUACAAGUCCUUGUUUCUUUCCACCUCAUUCCCUUGCUCUCACUGCCUCUCACCCAUCUCUCACACUUAUGGACAUUGCCAGAUUAACUUAACUGCCAUUAGUGACUUAAAAGGUUAAACAUCAAAUUCAAUAGAAUAACGGAAAGAAAAUUUGCACUCGCUUUUGUUUUUAAGUGUGAUUUGCCUUAACAUUGCUAUUCAACAUUGAUUAAGGAUUGAUUAGGUGAUUGAUACAGAGUUAUGAAAAGUGAUUUUACAGCGACUGGGAACUCUUGUAUCAGAGAUCAAGCUGUUUCCUGAGGGUGUGGUUUAACAGCUUUACUUGCAGCACACCGAUUCUGUGCAAGUGCCUUACUGAGAUGCAUUCAGUUCCUGGCGACUUAGUCAUCCAUGAAUGAAUGUCUCUUGUCCCUGUAUGAUUUGAGGUAAUUUCAUUAAACUAUCAUUCUGCUGAGCUUCAUCUCACGCACAAGUUUCUCAAAUCACAGCUCACCAAACACUGGACAAUGCACCGAAGUUCAGGCAAUAGGCAGCCAUUCAGCCCCUUGGGCCUGCUUUUCAUCUGUCCACCAUGACUCCAAGUCCCUCAAUACCCUGUCACAGCAAAGAUCUAUCUAUCACGUGCUCAAAAGCUCCACAUGUUUCCUCGUAGUGGGCAAAAGAGAGAGGGAUCCAGAUUUUCACUGAUCUGUCGAGAAAACAAAGUAGGAAGGGUUUUCAACACUCUAAGUUGGGGGACUGAUCUAUUUGCACUCUUGGCUUGUUGUUUUGUUCUGUACUGUCCAUUGUUGAGAAUAUAGUGACACUUAUUCUGUGCUGGAUGUUGUGUCAUUCGGAGGUGCUGAGCCCAACUCCAUGUAGGAACCUUAUUGUUUUUCUUCCUCAACGUUUCUCCAAAUAUUUGUUUUCAAAAUGAAAAAAAGUCCUCAACUUUUUUUAGAAUAAUUAUGCAAUAAGGUGUGUGAACUGCCAGAAGCCAAGAGCUUGUGUGUCUAGCCUUCGUUUAAUCUUGAUUUUUUUCCGUUUUAAUGUAUUGUAACUACGGCUAAUUGGAGAAGUUUGUGAAGUUGCUUUUAUCUGUGAUAUUUAAUGCAAUUAUGCCAAGUUUUUUUUUUGUGGUGCCUUCCCCGUUUGUUCCAUCCACACCUAGUCAGUCCUUGCUGUAAUGUGUGUUGGUGAUUAGCACUGAAUUCCUGUUUAGCUGUAGCGCAGUGAUGGCAAGAACAGCAAGAGCAAACGACAAGGAUAUCCAUGACUGUGUGUGCGCCUGUGUUCCUUUCAUUUAAGAUUUUGUAUUUUUAAUGAUUUAAUUAUGUCUGUACAAAACUGUUUAAAACUAAAGUUCUUUUUAACAA